This is a messenger RNA of Xenia sp. Carnegie-2017, 6203 nucleotides long. RefSeq names its product von Willebrand factor A domain-containing protein 8-like. The record is from RefSeq and is a predicted model, not a curated record. The transcript is spliced from 39 exons. Bases 138 to 5756 code for a protein of 1872 amino acids. NCBI's taxonomy places the organism in Eukaryota, Metazoa, Cnidaria, Anthozoa, Malacalcyonacea, Xeniidae. Gene Ontology annotation, cellular component: cytoplasm. Gene Ontology annotation, molecular function: ATP hydrolysis activity; ATP binding.
CUUUGACCCUGCAACUUCAAGUCUUAAACUGGUUGAUUUUGAUAAAAUUAUAAAAUUUCCUAUAGACCAUAGCUGUUGGUAUAGGUUGUUGCAUAAAAAGAAAACUAUCUUCUUUUACUGAGAACUUCUCAUUCUUUAUGAAUAUACUGGCCUGUCAGCACACUUUGAGAGGAAAAUGUUUUGGUCGCCCUGUCACAUUUCGUGCCUUAGCUGGAAAUCAAAUUUCAAACAUACUUAAUAAUGUGAAAGCUGUUUUGUUGCAACCAUUUUCAGGUGAAGCUGUUUGUAUUGGCAAUGCUAAGAUUACAUUGAACACUCCAAAAUAUCAUGAAAAAGUUCCUAUAAAUUAUUAUAAGAAUUCACAUCAAUCUAAGGAAAUUCUUCAGCAUUUGAAAUGGAUGAUGCAAAAGGAUCAUUUAUGUCAAGAUAUUUUUCUCAUUGGCCCUCCGGGAUGUUUUCGACGGAAUUUGGUCAUGCAAUAUGCUGAAUUGACCCAACGCGAAAUUGAAUACGUAUCUUUAAGUCGUGAUACCACUGAAUCAGAUCUUAAGCAAAGACGAGAAAUUAACUUUGGUAGUUCUCAUUAUAUUAAUCAGAGUUCUGUUCGAGCUGCUAUAGAAGGGCGAGUUCUUAUUCUAGAUGGUAUUGAAAAAACAGAGCGAAAUGUUUUACCAGUUUUAAAUAAUCUUUUGGAAAACAGAGAAAUGCAACUUGAUGAUGGUAGAUUUUUGGUGUCAGCUGAAAGAUACGAUUCUCUAUUGAAGCAUCAUAGUAGAGAGGAGCUAGAUAACUGGAAGUUGCUGCGUGUCAGUGAGAAUUUUCGUGUGUUUGCUCUUGGUGUACCUGUUCCUAGAUACCCAGGCAAUCCUCUGGAUCCCCCACUUCGAUCACGCUUUCAAUGCAGAAAUAUCCCCAUGAUUUCAUAUAAGGAGUUGAUGAAGAAUCUGAGAUCCUUACAAAAAGUUGAUUUUCCUAAGAAAAGAUUAUCCAACCUUGCCAACUUCGUAUACACUCUACAUUCUUCAGAGUUGCUUCCACUUGGGAUGCCGGACUUUCCUAUAGAAAAUAUGGAUUGUCUCAUUGAAAUUAUGAAUCAUUUACCUCAUGUUUCCUGUGAAAAUCUUGUUAAACUUCUGUAUCCAUACCAGUUGAUUUUUGGAGAAGAAGGACAAAAUAUUAUUAAUGACGUUAUUCAGAGAUUUCAUAUGAACGAUCCUUCUUCUGUCAAACCAUAUUGUUUGAAAAAUGUGAUUUGCUCGAAAGAUCAGAAAGCAUUGGUUACUUUGGAGAGUGAGAAUGUUGAAGUUGUGUUUGAUGUCCCUUCUGGAAACAUUGAAGGCAUUGCAACUCAGCUUGUGAAGGAAAAUAAUUUUGUUAUGACUUCGUAUCAUUCCAAACUUUUAUCUGAAAUGCUACAAACUCAUCUUGUGAAAGACUUUUGUUUGAUUGGUCCCAAGGGUUGCGGUAAAAGUGCUCUGAUUCACCAAUUUGCGAAAGUUCUUGGUUAUCAAAUGGAACCGAUUCAUCUGCACGAGGAUAUGACUUCAAGAGAUCUCCUUCAACAACGUAUGAUGUCAACCAAUGGGGAUUCAAUAUGGCAGCCUUCACCAUUGAUUAUUGCUGCUAUAAAGGGCCAUCUUGCUGUUCUCGAUGGAAUACAUCGAAUUAAUCCUGGAACGUUAUCUGUGCUACAAAGGCUUCUCAUUGAUCGCGAAAUAUCUUUAUAUGAUGGUACUCAUUUACUCCGUAAAGAUCGCUAUGAAAUUCUUAAGGAAAAAUCUGGACUUUCUGAUGAACAACUAUCUAUAAAACAAUUGUACCCUAUACAUCCCUCAUUUCGUGUAAUUGGUGUUGCUGAGCAUCCGAUGAUAAAGAGUGGUGAAGGCCAGUGGUUAAAUUCAGAGCUGCUUCCUUUGUUUCUAUAUCAUCAUGUCGAGGCUUUUGAUUGUAGAAAGGAAGCUGAUAUUGUUUAUAACAUGGUUCCCGAAGUUCCAAAAAAUAAGAUGCAAGUUGUUCUCAAAAUGGUCGACAAAUUACGUAACUCCGAUAAUUCUUUGCUUUCCUCAAUCACACCAUCAUUUUCAACGAGACAACUUCUUCGUAUUGCCAAGCGUCUUGCUCGAUACCCGAACGAAGAUCUUUAUGAAAUAAUUACUGCUUCUUGUCUUGCUGAAUUUCUGCCCUCACUUGCAAAGAGUGCUUUGGAAGACGUAAUGCAAGAAAUGGAUAUUUUUAAGACAACUGUAAAUGGAGAUGGAAACACGAUCAAGAUUUUAGAUAAAGAUGGUUACAUUCAUAUUGAUGAAGUACAACAUAAAAUCUACGAUUCUCAUAACAAAACUAAAGUUCCUGAUACAACAUUUUAUUGGAAUCACCAACAUUUGCAAGUGUUGAAAAACAUGUUGAAAGAUUUUAGUAUUGGUGAGCAUUUGUUACUUGUUGGAAAUCAGGGAGUUGGUAAAAACAAGUUAGUGGAUAAAUUUCUUCAGUUACUUAACAAACCCAGAGAGUAUGUUCAAUUGCACAGGGAUACGACUGUACAGACAUUGACAUUGCAACCAACCGUUGAUAAUGGCGUCAUUGUUUAUGAAGAUUCACCUUUGGUUCAAGCUCUUCAGCUUGGUCAUGUAUUAGUUAUUGACGAAGCAGACAAGGCUCCUGUCAACGUCACGUGUAUUUUGAAAACUCUUGUUGAAAAUGGUGAAAUGUUUCUUGGUGAUGGAAGACGUGUUGUACCAUCUGGAAGCAAAAAAAUUGGGGACAACAUUAUUGUGACACAUCCAGAUUUUCGAGUUAUUGUUUUGGCGAACAGACCUGGUUUCCCUUUCCUAGGAAAUGAUUUCUUUGGUUCAAUGGGUGAUGUUUUCAGCUGUCAUGCGAUAAAUAAUCCUGAAAAAGAAUCUGAAAUGGAAAUGCUGAAACAAUAUGGACCAAAUGUUCCUCAACAUAUUUUAACAAUGUUGGUGGAUGCAUUCGCAGAAUUGCGUUGCUUGGUUGAUGUCGGUCAGAUAGCUUAUCCUUACUCUACACGUGAGGUGGUAAAUGUUGUAAAACAUUUACAGGUUUAUCCUGAAGAUGGUCUAGGUGAAGUUCUUCGUAAUGUGUUUGAUUUUGACAGUUAUCACACUGAUGUACAAAAAACAGUUGUUUCAAUCCUACGUAAACAUGGUAUUCCUUAUGCUGUAAAUUCUCAAGAUAUAAAGUUAAGUAAAAAGUUCCCGCUACCCAAGCCAAACGUAUUUUACAAAUGGAGUUUAGGCGAUGACGAAACUCGUAUUUGCUCUGUCAAAGAAAGUGCUCUUGUUUUUAAGAAACCCGUUGACAUUAAAUGUUCUCAUUUUGGUGUGGAAAGAUUAAACGCCAGAUCAACUGGUUUUACAGAAUUGUUAAAUGAAUGGAUUUUUCCUUUGUAUGAGUCUAGCGUCGUUUUCGAUCUUUCUGCUGCUCAAGGUGUAAAUGUUGUGGAUGGCAAUUGGCUUCAUGUUGUAACCGCCAAUCCUCUUGUCAUUUAUUCUAUGCAAACCAAUAAGGAUUUUGUGAUUUGUACAAAUCUGUAUCCUUUUUUUCCUAACAAUUAUUUCAACCACUCUCCUCACGUCAAGAUCGCUGCGUUAAAUGCAGAUGGAUAUUAUGGACAAAUAAUUGUCCACGAACAGUUAUCCAACGUAAUGUUAUUACUUAAUCCCUGUCGACAUGAAAUGCAGGAAAUUGUUAUUAAUGAUUAUUUAUCCACAUCAAGAAUUUCGCGAUCAUUUACAAAGUCAAAACAUAUCAUGCAUUAUGACAAAGCAUUUCCCAACUGGCUCAUUACUUGGAGAGAUGGUGAAAAUGAUAUUCGGAUACUGAAUUUUUCUACUGCCAAAGUUUUUCAUGUGUCGUUGUCAUUCCCACUUGAGCAAGUGCGUUUUUUAUCUGAAGAAAAAUGGAUUUUAAAACAAAAGGAAUCGAGAUCUUAUUACCUUUAUAGCUUCUCCGAAAAGUCGGUUGUCCCAAACAUUUUAUCAAAGAUUCACCAAAAUUCUGAAAACCGAUUAUUACAAACGAUAUUCAUCAGCAAACUGUCGCAAGAAUCUUAUAGUAAAUGUGAAAAAUAUCUUCCUGAUGUACUUCAAAGUGAUGGAACAUUAAAUGCAGUUCAUCUGGUUGCUGAUGAUGAUCAUCUUGCUGGUUUAGCUGUCACUACUGGGUCUAAAGUUUAUCAAUCACAACCAAAUAUACUCAGAUUUUAUUUCUAUCCUCGAGAAAAUAAAAUUGACAGAGCGCAAAAACCAAGGUGGAAAGAAUUCUAUCCGGAUCCAUUAUGUCUUUCUGGUUCAUGUCAAGUGGUUAGAGUUGUUCCAUCUUCACUUGUUCCAACAGAUGACUACAAGGAAAAAAAUGAAAAAGUGAACUUUUCAAAUUAUUUAGAAGUUGUUGACAUAAGUGAGAAUUCUGUUUGUUACCUACCGUUACCAUAUGUGAAACAAAAGAAUCUUUAUACACAAAAGAACACUAGUACAGCUUUAAUCUGUUCUUUAUCCAAUGACAUCCUUGUUUCUGUCAGUCUGGAUGGCUUGGUGCGUCUAUGGGAAACUGGUGCGAAUGAUUUGAAAAAAUCUUUUUCUCAAUGGAAAAGUUUAGUUGGAAGUAACAUUUACUCUGAUGAUGUACAGGUAACUCAUGAAAAAAACAGUGGCCUUGAUGUUUCGCAGCCAAAACAUGGAAAGAUUGAUUUUGACAAUGCACCUCACGUUGGAGGCAACACUUGGGCUGGUGGCACUGGAGGUAGAGAUACUGCCGGACUUGGUGGUAAAGGAGGUCCAUAUAGGUUGGAUAGUGGGCACGAUGUUUAUCAAAUUUCUGAUAAAGAAAAGGAUUCAGUUCCUGAUGAAGUAAAGAUAGCUGCAAGGGAAAUGGGACGAAAAACUUUUAAACAAAGAUUGAAGGACAUCGAAAUGAAUGAAUACGAAGCGGAAAAAUACGAAAUGUUUUCAUCACGUGUUAAACAUCAAGUACAGUCUUUGCGUGUUCUCGUAGAAAGUUUACAAUCUAAAAGAAAGGAAAGGCAAUGGAUUCGUCAUCAGACUUUAGGUGAUCUUGAUGACAGUAAAUUGAUCGAAGGUUUGACUGGAGAAAAGACUAUUUACAAGAAAAGAAUAAACCAGCAUCCAGAACCUGGAUCAGUGCAAGAUUUACCAAAGCAGAUGCGUCUUGUUGUUGACGUCAGCGGUAGUAUGUAUCGAUUUAACGGUUUGGAUGGGAGACUGGAACGAAUGAUGGAGGCUGCGUGUCUCGUAAUGGAAUCAUUUGAUCAAUACCAACAGCGUUUUAAGUUCGACAUCGUUGGUCAUUCGGGAGAAAACCCUGAAAUAAUGUUUGUAUCUCAAGACAAGCCUGUCGUAAACAAUAAACAACGUCUCCAAGUAUUAGAAACAAUGUAUGCUCAUGCUCAGUUUUGCAUGACUGGUGACAACACAUUAGAGGCAAGCAAGAGAGCCAUUAACGAGGUUUUUCAACGUAAAGCAGACGAUUAUUACGUAAUUAUUUUCAGUGAUGCAAACCUUCAAAGAUACGGCAUAUCUCCUACAGAGUUAACUAAAACUUUAUUCUCCAAUACAAAAGUUAAUACGUUUAUUAUUUUUAUUGGAUCUCUGGGAAAUGAAGCUGAAAGAUUGUCAAAGAAACUUCCGCAUGGCCGAUCCUUCGUUUGUAUGGACACAAAAGACAUUCCAGAAAUACUGCAGCAUAUAUUUUCAACUGUUAUAUCAUCUUCAUAAUACACCUAUGUCACUGAUGUUGCACUACCUGAGGACAAGAUGAAAGAGUUCUUGACAUAUUGCUAAUACAUGGGAUUGUCAAUGAAUGAAGAUGUUUCAACUUAUAGUUUGCUAUAAACAUUGUCGAAUGUUUUUUUUCAAUGAAGUUCUUAUAUAGUAUUACGUUAGGUCAAAGGAAAUUUAGUAAAUCGAAAUUUUUCGUUUAGUCCAAACGUCGCAAAACAGAGCAACAAAAAAACGUUUAAUGUGUUAAUUGUGAAACUAUUCUCUCCGUAAAACCUAUUUGUGUACAUAUAGAAUUAUUCAUAAAAAACAACUGUUUUUUUUUGCGUUUGAAAAUGUUCUUUUUACGGAAAGUAUUCAAAGCUUAACACUUGAUAAAAAGGUUCACAUUUGUGGUAUGCAAUAAUAGUUACUUUGCAAUAAUAAUCUUUUUAUUUAACUGGA